Messenger RNA from Striga asiatica, 627 nucleotides. The record is from the annotation of a GenBank genome assembly. NCBI's taxonomy places the organism in Eukaryota, Viridiplantae, Streptophyta, Magnoliopsida, Lamiales, Orobanchaceae.
AUGGAAUAUGACGACAAGCACUUAAAGUUGAACCCAACCUGCUCCAACUGCCUCAUUCUCUCUGCAGAGUUCGAAUCAUCUAGUAAAAUUUCAACCUCUUUCAUCGCACAUAAUGCUCCACUUCCCUUUGCGCCACCUGGACUUUAUCGGCAUCACUUUCGGUUUUCCCGCCACCUGCGCGAUAGGCGACAGCUGCGGUGGGGCGAUGUUGCCUCUCGGAAAAUCCAUCUCCGUUCCACAACGCCCCUGAGAAAUCCGACCUCAAGUCGGACGGCGAAACAGAAGCCGUUGGCGAGGGCUGACCGGCAGCGGCGCUCCCACUCCCAGGGGGACGUGGCAGUGGGUGCACUCCACCGCCACCUUCACGCCGAGAUUCGGGGGAUAAUAGCCCGGGAAGAGGGGACGCGGGCCCCACAGUGGGGCUCUGUAGAGGAGAACUGUCAACGCUGGACAAGACCUUCUCGAAGGGCGUGUGCUGGAAGAAGGAGCAGUUUUGGGCCGAGUAAGGGAUCUCAGGGGCGGACCAGACGUGGAAGACGCUGGGUGGGGUCAUGUAAUGAGAUGCCAACAUGUCACAGCCUGGCGGGCUUAGGGCCGGGCUUGAAUAAGGACUGGUGGGGGCACUGA